Glycine soja is the source of this 4603-nucleotide messenger RNA. Its product is annotated as pleiotropic drug resistance protein 3. NCBI's taxonomy places the organism in Eukaryota, Viridiplantae, Streptophyta, Magnoliopsida, Fabales, Fabaceae. The transcript is spliced from 24 exons. Gene Ontology annotation, cellular component: membrane. The record is from RefSeq and is a predicted model, not a curated record. Gene Ontology annotation, molecular function: ATP binding; ABC-type transporter activity; ATP hydrolysis activity. Bases 181 to 4539 code for a protein of 1452 amino acids.
GAUACCUUAACAGCAUGUUCAAUUCCCCAUUCACAUGACAAAAUGCAUUGCAUCAUCAAAGAGGCCAAUAUCAAGCUUAUAAACACAGCAUGGAAGUUUCUAUAUAAUGUUCAGAAGAGGAUCAAAAUAUGAUGCAUUCCACACAUAUCUGAGUUUUAAUCCCCUUAGUGUUGUGUUGAGAUGGCACAGCUGGCAGGUGCGGAUGAGAUAGAGUCUCUGAGAAAUGAGUUAGCAGAGAUAGGAAGGAGCAUAAGGUCCUCAUUUAGAAGUCAUGCCUCUAGUUUCCAGAGCGUUUCAAGCAUCAAUCCUGUGCAACAAGAAGUUGAUAACAACGCCGGAGAAGCGUUACAAUGGGCUGAAAUUCAGAGGCUACCCACCUUUGAGAGAAUUACUUCAGCUUUGUUUGAUGUUUAUGAUGGCAUGGAAACAGGUGAGAAAGUUGAAGGGAAACAGGUUGUUGAUGUCAGCAAGCUUGGAGCUCAAGAACGGCACAUGUUCAUAGAGAAGCUUAUUAAACACAUUGAGAAUGAUAAUCUUCGAUUGCUGCAGAAAUUCAGGAACAGAAUUGACAAAGUUGGUAUUAAUUUGCCCACAGUGGAACUGAGGUACCAAAACCUGUGUGUGGAAGCUGAGUGUAAGAUAGUCCAAGGCAAGCCCAUACCUACACUGUGGAAUACCCUAAAAGAAUGGAUCUUUGACACCACUAAAUUGCCAGUUCUGAAAUCUCAAAAUUCCAAGAUAAGCAUCAUCAAAAGUGCCAAUGGAAUUAUUAAGCCUGGAAGGAUGACCUUACUGCUUGGCCCACCGGCAAGUGGUAAAACAACAUUAUUGUUGGCGUUGGCAGGAAAACUUGGCCAUUCUCUCAAGGUUCAAGGGGAAAUUUCUUACAAUGGACACAUGCUAGAAGAAUUCAUUCCUCAGAAGUCCUCAGCAUAUGUAAGCCAAUAUGAUCUGCAUAUUCCAGAGAUGACUGUGAGGGAAACACUUGAUUUCUCAGCACGUUGUCAAGGCGUAGGAAGCCGAUCCAAACUCCUGAUGGAAGUCAGUAGAAAGGAGAAAGAGGGAGGAAUAGUCCCAGACCCAGAUUUAGAUGCAUAUAUGAAGGCAACAUCAAUUAACGGACUCAAGAGCAGCCUUCAGACCGACUAUAUUUUAAAGAUACUUGGUCUUGAUAUAUGUGCUGACACAUUGGUUGGAGAUCCUAUAAGAAGAGGUAUAUCUGGUGGUCAAAAGAAAAGGUUAACUACAGGAGAGAUGAUUGUUGGACCAACAAAAGCACUCUUUAUGGAUGAAAUAUCCAAUGGUUUAGACAGCUCCACUACUUUCCAGAUUAUCUCUUGUCUUCAGCAUCUGGUGCAUAUCACAGAUGCCACGGCAUUAAUUUCACUCCUUCAGCCAGCACCAGAGACCUUUGAUCUCUUUGAUGAUGUUAUUUUGAUGGCUGAAGGGAAAAUUGUGUACCACGGACCGUGUGAUUAUAUACUUGAGUUCUUUGAGGACAGUGGGUUUAAAUGCCCACAAAGAAAAGGCACUGCUGACUUUCUUCAAGAAGUUAUCUCUAAGAAAGAUCAAGCAAAGUAUUGGAAUAGCACAGAAAAACCUUACAGUUAUGUUUCAAUUGACCAGUUCAUUGAGAAAUUUAAGGAUUGCCCUUUUGGUCUAAAGCUGAAGGAGGAGCUCUCGAAGCCAUUUGAUAAGUCUCAGAGCCACAAGAAUGCCCUUGUAUUUAAAAAAUACUCAUUAACAAAAUGGGAAUUAUUUAACGCUUGCAUGAUGAGGGAAAUUCUUCUAAUGAAAAAAAACUCUUUUGUUUAUGUAUUCAAGUCAACACAGCUUGUCAUUGUUGCAUUUGUAGCAAUGACUGUUUUCAUUCGAACACGAAUGACUGUUGAUGUGCUCCAUGGGAAUUAUUUUAUGGGUUCAUUGUUUUAUUCACUCAUCAUACUUCUCGUUGAUGGAUUUCCAGAACUAUCUAUGACUGUAUCAAGACUUGCAGUGAUUUACAAGCAAAAAGAGUUGUGUUUUUUUCCUGCCUGGGCUUAUACAAUUCCAUCUGCUGUUUUAAAGAUUCCUCUUUCAUUGUUGGAAUCUUUCAUUUGGACAACACUUUCUUAUUAUGUCAUUGGUUACAGCCCCGAGAUUGGCAGGUUCUUUCGCCAGUUCCUUCUCUUAUUUAUCAUACAUGUGACUUCGGUAUCCAUGUUUCGAUUCAUUGCCUCAGUUUGCCAAACUGUGGUUGCUUCUGUGACAGCUGGUACUGUGACCAUACUAGUUGUUUUACUAUUUGGUGGCUUCAUCAUUCCAAAACCAUAUAUGCCAUCUUGGUUGCAGUGGGGAUUUUGGGUUUCUCCUUUGACAUAUGGAGAGAUAGGCUUAACUGUGAAUGAAUUUCUUGCUCCUAGGUGGGAAAAGAUGUCUGGAAACAGAACAUUGGGCCAGCAAGUACUUGAAAGUCGGGGACUAAACUUUGACGGCUACUUUUAUUGGAUAUCAAUUGCUGCCUUAAUUGGGUUCACAGUGCUGUUUAAUGUAGGUUUUACCUUGAUGUUGACUUUCUUGAAUUCUCCUGCAAGAUCUCGAACUCUUAUAUCUUCUGAGAAGCACUCAGAAUUACAAGGACAACAAGAAAGUUAUGGUAGCGUUGGUGCUGACAAGAAACAUGUUGGUUCUAUGGUUGGAAGUACUGUACAAACCAGAAAAGGAGGACUGGUUCUACCAUUCCAGCCACUAGCAGUAGCAUUUCAUGAUGUCCAGUACUAUGUUGAUUCCCCUUUGGAAAUGAGAAAUAGAGGUUUUACUGAGAAAAGACUUCAGCUUCUUUCUGAUAUCACAGGUUCACUCAGACCUGGCAUCCUAACAGCAUUGAUGGGAGUCAGUGGAGCAGGGAAAACAACUUUGAUGGAUGUCCUGUGUGGAAGAAAAACUGGUGGUAUUAUAGAAGGAGAGAUUAGAAUCGGCGGCUACCCGAAGGUUCAGGAAACAUUUGCUAGAGUAUCAGGUUACUGUGAACAAAAUGACAUACAUUCUCCAAAUAUAACAGUAGAAGAAUCUGUGAUGUUUUCUGCUUGGCUUCGGCUUCCUUCUCAAAUUGAUGCAAAAACUAAAGCUGAAUUUGUAAAUGAAGUCAUUCAUACUAUUGAGCUUGAUGGAAUCAAAGAUUCUUUAGUAGGCAUGCCGAAUAUUAGUGGUUUAUCGACUGAACAAAGAAAACGGCUGACCAUAGCCGUUGAGCUUGUUGCUAAUCCUUCAAUCAUAUUUAUGGAUGAACCGACUACAGGUCUAGAUGCAAGGGCAGCUGCAGUUGUAAUGAGAGCAGUGAAGAAUGUUGUUGGAACUGGAAGAACUGUUGCAUGCACCAUUCACCAGCCAAGUAUUGAUAUAUUUGAGGCAUUUGAUGAGCUUAUUCUCAUGAAAGCUGGAGGUCGCUUAACCUACGCUGGCCCACUUGGGAAGCACUCAAGUAGGGUCAUUGAAUACUUUGAGAGUAUACCAGGAGUGCCAAAGAUUAAAGACAACUAUAAUCCAUCAACAUGGAUGCUAGAAGUUACUUCAAGAUCUGCAGAAGCUGAACUCGGAAUAGACUUCGCCCAAAUUUAUAGGGAGUCAACCUUAUAUGAACAGAACAAAGAGUUAGUUGAGCAAUUAAGCUCACCACCUCCAAACUCCAGAGAUUUAUAUUUUCCAUCUCAUUUUCCACAAAAUGGUUGGGAACAGUUUAAAGCAUGCUUGUGGAAACAACAUUUGUCCUAUUGGAGAAGUCCUUCAUACAACUUGAUGCGCAUCAUUUUUGUGGCUGUCUCAUCUCUUCUGUUUGGGAUACUGUUCUGGAAGCAAGGAAAGAAAAUAAAUAGCCAACAAGAUGUGUUCAAUGUAUUUGGUGCAAUGUACUCUGCUGCACUAUUCUUUGGGAUAAAUAACUGCUCAACAGUUUUACCAUAUGUGGCAACAGAGCGCACUGUUCUGUACCGUGAAAGAUUUGCUGGAAUGUACUCUCCCUGGGCCUAUUCUUUUGCACAGGUGCUAAUUGAGGUUCCCUAUAUAUUCAUUCAAGCUGUUGUAUAUGUGAUAAUCACAUAUCCUAUGUUGAGCUAUGAUUGGUCUGCUUAUAAAAUAUUUUGGUCAUUCUUCAGCAUGUUCUGCAAUAUCUUAUAUUAUAACUACCUAGGGAUGCUCAUUGUCUCAUUGACGCCAAAUGUUCAAUUGGCUGCUAUCGUGGCUUCAUCUUCCUACACGAUGCUUAACUUAUUUUCUGGGUACUUUGUACCACGACUACGAAUUCCCAAGUGGUGGAUUUGGAUGUAUUAUUUAUGCCCCAUGUCUUGGGCACUGAAUGGGAUGCUUACUUCCCAAUACGGAGAUGUAAACAAAGAAAUUUCAGCCUUUGAAGAAAAGAAAACAAUUGCCAAAUUUUUGGAGGAUUAUUAUGGGUUUCACCAUGAUUUUCUUGGUGUAGUUGGUGUUGUUCUCAUUGUCAUCCCCAUUGUAAUUGCCAUUCUAUUUGCUUAUUGCAUUGGAAACCUCAAUUUCCAGAAGAGGUAAAAUGAUGUAACUUGCAAAGGUAUCAUUGUGAAUCAUUCGAUGAAAUAAAACAAUUUCUUGUAAA